AUGGCUGGGAACCCCCAAUCUCAGCCAGAGCAAUCAGAGUCAGCACAAAUCAAUACCAGUCCCGAAGCAUGCCGAAAACGACUUCAUCACGAUGCCUAUACGAUCGGGUGGGUGUGCGCUCUUCCAAAGGAACAAACCGCAGCCAGAACCAUGCUAGACGAAGAGCACGACGGUCUUUCGACCCCUCUCAAUGACCAUAACACAUAUAUCCUUGGCUCAAUCUGCAGCCACAACGUCGUCAUUGCCUGCCUACCCACCAUGGGAACCAACCCUGCCGCGACUGUGGCUAACUCCAUGAUUAAUACGUUCCCAUCGAUCAGGUUCGGGCUUAUGGUAGGGAUUGGCGGCGGGAUUCCGUCGAAGGUCAAUCUGGGUGAUGUGGUGGUCAGCCAACCUGUUGCUGGCUAUCACGGCGUGGUACAAUGGGAUAUGGGGAAGCUAGAACGGGGUGGACGGUUUGUCCACACGGGCUCGCUGAAUAGACCCCCGAAUGCGCUGCUCAGUGCGUCAAAUCUGCUGAAAAGUAACCAUGAGAUGUACGGAUCGAAGAUAAAUGAGUACCUGGAUGACAUAGGAAAGAAAUUCCCGCGACUAGCGCUGAGAUAUACCAGAUGUGAGUACCUGGAAGAUCCAUUGUUGGUAUCCGACAGGACCCAAAGAGAAGUGAGGGUGCACCAUGGCCUGAUCGCAUCCGGCAACAAGGUGAUUAAGGAUGCGCAGUUCCGAGACUCCCUCGACAAAGCAUUUGGCGGGCACUUGCUAUGCGUGGAGAUGGAGGCAGCUGGGCUCAUGAAUGACUUUCCUUGUAUUGUUAUCCGGGGCAUUUGUGACUAUGCGGACUCGGGAAAAGAGAAAACCUGGCAGGAGUUUGCUGCAGCUGUGGCCGCUGCAUACGCAAAGGAACUUCUGGGAUGUCUGCAGCCCAGGAUUGUUGAUGACGAGUACUCAGCCAAGGCCAUAUUGGAAAAGGUCCAUGAAGAUAUAUCGAGAAACACGAAGGAUAUCACUGACCUAAAGUCGAACUUGGUCAAAGAAGAAGAUACCAGGAUCCUAAACUGGCUUACGCCAGUUGAGUAUGGCCCUCAACACACAGACUACGUCAGAGACCUGCCUAAAGGAACAGGUAUAUGGUUUCUUGCGUCUGAUGAGUACGAAGAGUGGUUGAAAACCGCCCAAAUGUUGUUCUGUCCUGGCAUUCCUGGAGCAGGGAAGACAAUCAUCACCGCGAUUGUGAUUCAAAACCUUUUCGAAAGAUUCCAGACUGAUACCACUGUUGGCAUCGCCUAUAUCUACCUUAGCUUCGGAAAGCGGGCGGAACAAACAGUUGACGCUCUCCUCCUCAGUGUUACGAAGCAAUUGCUCCGACAACACCAAUCCAUGCCGGGCGAGGUGAAAGCUCUGUAUGACAAGCAUCAGAAAGCGAGCACUACGCCGUCCUCUGACGAAAUAGUCGAGGCUGUUCAUAGAGCAUGCAGGCUGUACUCGCGGGUCUUCGUUCUUGUCGAUGCGCUCGACGAAUGCAUGCAAUCCACUCGGGCAGAAUUCUUAUCUGAGAUAUUUAACAUGCAGGCAAAGGGAGAGCUGAGUCUCUUUGCUACAUCAAGAUUCAUCACGGAUAUCUGCGAGCAAUUCAAGAAUGGCCUUAGCUUGACAAUUCGUGCGGAUGAUGGAGACGUUAAAACAUAUUUGGAUCGCAAUAUGUCAAAACUUCCACUCUGCGUGGGCCGCAAUAAAGGUCUACAACAGGAUAUUAAACGCUGCAUUGCAGGAUCCGUUGAUGGAAUGUUUCUGCUGGCCAAGCUUUAUAUUGGCUCCCUCGAGGAUAAGAUGACGCCCAAGGCCAUUCAGGGUGCAUUAAUCCAAUUUCAGAGACAGGAUCCAGGUCCAGGUGAAGGCCAGAAACAGGGAUUACUGUCAAAAGCUUACGAUGAUGCAAUGGACAGGAUCAGGGGUCAGAGCAAAGGCCGUUGGGACCUUGCUAGACGAGUUCUUUCCUGGAUAUCCUGUGCUAGGCGGCCUUUAACUAUACCAGAGCUUCAGCAUGCACUUGGCGUUGAGACUGGAGCGUCUAUGCUUGACGAGACAAACAUCCCGGAGCUCGAAGACAUGAUCUCUGUAUGUGCAGGAUUGGUUACCCUCGACGAAGAAUGCAAAAUACUCCGCUUGGUGCACUAUACCACCCAAGAAUACUUUGAACAGCCACAACAAUCGAAUUGGCGUUCAGAUGCCGAGCGAGAGAUUCUCAGAACUUGCAUGACGUAUCUCUCUUUUAGCGUCUUUGAGAGUGGGUUCUGUCAAACUCGUCGCAUGUUUGAGGACCGGCUAGGGUCUAACAAACUCUUCGAGUAUGCUUCACGGAACUGGGGACAUCAUGCCCGCAAAUCAUCGAUUGAAGGGGACCAAUGUAUUUUGGAUUUCCUUAAGAGUCAGGCAAAGGUCUCGGCUUGUGCCCAGGCAAUGAUGCCUUGGAGGUGGGACACCAGUUACAAUACUGGAAGUGGGAUGACAGGACUUCAUAUCACAGCAUACUUUGGGCUUGAGCAUUCGACGGCAGCCCUGCUCGACUUGCAACACUGUCCAAGCCCCAAAGAUAUAUCCGGCCGUGCUCCGCUACACUACGCCGCAGAGAUUGGGCAUAUAGAGAUAGUGAAGCUGCUGCUCGACAAGGGGGCCGAUCCCAACAUCAAUGAAGUCCACAGUGGCCGGACCCCGCUCUACUACGCCGCUGAGAAGGGGUAUAACGAGGUAGUGAAGCUGCUGCUCGACAAGGGGGCCAAUCCUAACACUAAUGAGGUCCGCGACGGCCGGACCCCGCUACACUGCGCCGUAGGGAAGGGGUAUAACGAGGUAGUGAAGCUGCUGCUCGAUAAGGGGGCCAAUCCUAACAGCAAGGAUAGGAGCAAGAUCAUCCGUGUCGUCUGGACCCCACUAUACUACGCUUCAGUGAUAGGGCAUAACGAAAUGGUGAAGCAACUACUGGACGAAGGUUUCGAUCCUAAUAUCAAUGAGGUCCGCGGUGGCUGGACCCCGCUAUACUACGCCGUAGAGAAUGGGCAUGGGGACAUAGUGAAGCUGCUACUCGACAAGGGGGCCGAUCCCAACAUCGAUGAGGUCCACGGGGGCCGGACCCCUCUGAACUACGCCGAUGAGAAGGGGCAUAACGAGGUGGUGAAGCUGCUGCUCGGAAAAGGCGCCCACCCCGUUUUAAGGACGGCGACGGCGACCGCCAUCGUACCCACCAACACUACGCCGCAGAGAACGGGCACAAAGAAUAAUCGCACUCACCCGCUACGGCAGUCGAUCCGACAGGACGAACUGUAG
Messenger RNA from Penicillium canariense, 3321 nucleotides. RefSeq lists its product as uncharacterized. NCBI's taxonomy places the organism in Eukaryota, Fungi, Ascomycota, Eurotiomycetes, Eurotiales, Aspergillaceae. Gene Ontology annotation, biological process: nucleoside metabolic process. The transcript has 3 exons. The record is from RefSeq and is a predicted model, not a curated record. The coding region runs from base 1 to 3321 and encodes 1106 amino acids. Gene Ontology annotation, molecular function: catalytic activity; protein binding.